GGUAGAUAAAUGACUAUUUUGGAUUCUUCUAAUUUGUGUGGUCUACAUGUUCCUUCCAGCAUCGAGCUACACUUAACAUCUAGUAAAAACCUAAGAUCAUUCAUCAGCGGCUCACCAGACACAAACUUCUUCACAAUAUGGGCAACUGGAAACGGCCAGAAGAAGUUCCAUUUCCAUCUAUCUGGAGAACUUUUGAAAGAAGGGACGCUGAUGGAGUUGCCCGAAAAUAUUGGGUUCAGGAUCUGACGCCUGAAUAUGAAGAUAUAUUUAUAGAUAACAUGAAAAAGAUUUUUUUAAAAGACGAACCUGUAUGCAAAUAUUCAAAUUUUGCGGAAGAUCCACAGGCGGUACAAGACUUUACAGAUUUAUGGAGAUAUGGCUUUAGUCACAAAUUAGGUAUUAUUUGCCUAACAGAAGAUGAAAACGGCAAAAUAGAAUUUGUAGGGGGUAAUAUGACUGCCUUAAGUGAAAAAGGUACAAAAGGUGGUAUAGAGGACAAAUGUAAAACAUAUCAAAAAGUGUUAUCAGUAUUUAUAUACGUAACGAAAAAGAGGGAUAUAUUCAAUGAAUUAAAUAUUAACGAAUAUCUAACUGCUUUUGGUCUAUUCGUUCUGCCAAAAUUUAGAGGGCAAGGAAUAGCUACAGAAAUUUUGAAAGCGAGGCGUGAGUUAUGUUUAGCAGUUGGAAUCAAAGCUUCAGCCACGAUAUUUACAUCUAUUAUAUCCCAAAAGAAUGCUAGGCAGGCAGGGUUUAAAGAUUUUGUUGAAAUUGAUUAUGAUGAUCUGGAGAAGAUAAACCCCAUGUGGAAUUUUCCAGGAAUUACUUCCUUUACCAAAUCUAUAAAAUAUAUGUACAUACAAUAUUCCUGAAAUGUUAUUGAUGUUUAAAAUACCUUUCUAUUUAUAUGUUGACUAAUGUCAUGAAAUACCUCUUAAAUGG
Molecule: messenger RNA, 939 nt
Organism: Anoplophora glabripennis (Asian longhorned beetle)
Lineage: Eukaryota; Metazoa; Arthropoda; Insecta; Coleoptera; Cerambycidae
Exons: 5
Coding region: 138-869 (243 amino acids)
Molecular function (GO): N-acetyltransferase activity
Source: RefSeq, a predicted model, not a curated record